AUGCAACAUAAUAAACAAGCUAUCAAAGACUUUAUUACUUACUGUCGAAAUCAUGACUGCUUGUCACCAGCAUAUAUUGACCGUUUUGAGAAAGAAUACAAUUCUCGACCAGCUAUUUGGUGGUAUACUUUCCCAUCCAAUAUCUAUUCUAUGCUCAAUUAUGGUCUUCGAACAUUGGAAGCCGAUAUAAUUAUUACUAUGGGAUUUUUCCUACGUCGUCUACAUCAAGAAAUUCAGCAAUUAUACGAACAACAGGUUAAUAGCUACGAUAAAAAGCCUUUUUUAGUCUAUCGAGGACAAAGUCUUACGGAAUCAGACUUUGAAAAACUUCAAAAAACAAUAGGUGGACUUAUGUCAUUUAACAAUUUCUUGUCUACCAGUAAAGAUAAAGAAGUGUCACUCCAAUAUGCUGAAUGUGCUUCGACAACACCGAAUACGGUGGGCAUUCUCUUUAUAAUGUCCAUUGAUCCUUGUAUUAAAUCAACACCAUUUGCCUCCAUAAAAGAGAUGAGUUAUUUUAAUGAAGAAGAUGAAAUUCUCUUCUCAAUGCACACCGUCUUUCGAGUGGUUGCAAUUAGACAAAAGGACAAUGACAAUCAACUUUAUGAAGUUGAAUUACAAUUGACGUCAGAUGAUGAUCAACAGCUACAUUUACUUACUGAUCGAAUACGAAAAGAAGUUCACGGUACUGGAUGGCAGAAAUUGGGUGACUUAUUGCAUAAAAUUGGUCAAUUUCAGAAAGCUCAAGAACUGUAUAACGCACUACUCGAGCAGACAUCUGAUGAGGGUGAAAAAGCGCUUUAUUAUAAUCAGCUUGGAUUUGUUCACUCAGACCUAGGUGAUUACGGAAAGGCUAUUUGGUAUUUCGAACAAAGACUUGAAAUUGGACAAAAAACUCUUCCUUCAAAUCAUCCUCUACUGGCUAGCUCAUACGGCAACAUUGGUUCAGUGUAUGGCACCAUGGGAGAGUACUCGAAAGCACUUUCAUAUUACGAGAAAACCCUUAAAAUUCAACAAAAAACUCGUUCCUCAAAUCAUCCUUCACUGGCAACUUUAUACAACAACAUUGGUUUGGUGUAUAAAAACAUGGGACAGUACUCGAAAGCACUUUCAUAUUACGCAAAAGCACUAGAAAUUCAACAAAAAACUCUUCCUUCAAAUCAUCCUUCACUGGCUACUGCAUACAACAACAUCGCUAGUGUACAUGACAAGCGGGGAAAAUACUCGAAAGCAUUGCCGUUUUACAAAAAGGCACUUGAUAUUCAACAAAAAAGUCUCCCUUCAAAUCAUCCUGAUUUGGGUAUUUUACACAAUAACAUAGGGAUGGUCUGUAGUAAUAUGGGAGAAUAUUCGAAAGCACUUUCAUCUCACGAAAAAGCACUAGCUACUUACAAAAAAACUCUUUCUUCAAAUCAUCCUCUAUUGGCUAACUCAUACAACAACAUCAGUUUGGUGUAUCACAACAUGGGAGAGUAUUCGAAAGCACUUUCUUAUUACGAGAAAGCACUUGAAAUUCAACUAAAAACUCUUCCUCUAAAUCAUCCUUCAUUGGCAACCUUAUACAACAACAUUGGUUUCGCGUAUAACAACAUCGGAGAGUAUUCGAAAGCACUUACAUAUUUUGAAAAAGCACUAGAAAUUCGACAAAAAACUCUUCCUUCAAAUCAUCCUGAUUUUGCUAAAUCAUACAACAGCAUUGGUUUGAUAUACCACAGCAUGAAAGAGUACUCGAGAGCACUUUCAUAUUAUGAAAAAGCACUUGAAAUUCAACAAAAAACUGUUUCUUCAAAUUAUCCUUCAUUGGCUACUUCAUACGACAGCAUCGGUAGGCUGUAUGAUGAUAUGGGACAGUACUCAAAAGCACUUUCAUUUCACGAGAAAGCACUAAAAAUUCGACAAAAAACUUUUCCUUCGGAUCAUCCUGAUUUGUCUAAAUCAUACAACAACAUCGGUGUAUUGUAUAACAACAUGGGAGAGUACUCGAAAGCACUUUCAUUUCACGAAAAAGCACUAGCCACUUACCAAAAAACUUUUCUUUCAAAUCAUCCUGAUUUGGCUACUUCAUACAACAACAUCGGUUUAGUGUAUAACAACAUGCGGGAGUACUCGAAAGCACUUUCUUAUUACGAGAAAGCACUUGAAAUUCAACUAAAAACUCUUCCUCCAAAUUGUCCUUUAUUGGCAACCUUAUACAACAACAUUGGUUUCGCGUAUAACGACAUCGGAGAGUAUUCAAAAGCACUUUCAUAUUAUGAGAAAGCACUGGACGUUCAACAAAAAACUCUUCCUUCAAAUCAUCCUGAUUUGGCUGCUUCGUACAACAACAUCGGUUUCGUGUAUGACAACAUAGGAGACUAUUCAAAAGCACUCUCACAUUUAGAAUGUGCUCUGAACAUAUGUCAGCGUGCAUUUCCUGAAACUCAUCGUCAGAUUAAAGAUGUGGAAAAGGGUAUUGAAAUUGUAAAAGAGAAAUUACUCUUUAAAAAGAAACGGUGCCAUAGUGCACCAUAA
This is a messenger RNA of Adineta steineri, 2511 nucleotides long. The record is from the annotation of a GenBank genome assembly. Lineage: Eukaryota; Metazoa; Rotifera; Eurotatoria; Adinetida; Adinetidae.